This is a messenger RNA of Scutellospora calospora, 204 nucleotides long. NCBI's taxonomy places the organism in Eukaryota, Fungi, Glomeromycota, Glomeromycetes, Diversisporales, Gigasporaceae. The record is from the annotation of a GenBank genome assembly.
AUGUCAGCCGAAAAAAUUAAGAUAGGCACAGCUAGAGAUGAGAAAAAGGCCUUUGAGUGGUUUUUGAAAUCAGCUGAAAACGGUUAUUACAAAGGACAGUUUGAAGUUGGAUUGUGUUAUGGAAAUGGUAUUGGGACACCAUCUAAUUGUGAAAAAGUUAAUGAAUGGCUGCAAAAAAUGAAAAGUAAUAGAGAUCAAAAAUAA